UCGUCUUCACACGCACCAGCUGGCAGACGACCCUUGAAGAGGCUAAAAUGUGAAGAACAGAGUGUAGGAAAAUCAGAUCUAGAAGGACUUGGAUGUGGAAGCGAAAACCUUGCUGUGUUGGGGGAAACAUCUAAGACACCUGAGGGAGAUGGGCGUUCAGAAGAUCCAGGAGACUUUUUCCAACAGAAAAAAGGUGAAAGCAUUUCAGAGACUAAUGAAGACAAAGAGGAGAAGGAACACAGUGUUUCCCUCAAGCCACACGCAGUGAAAUCAAGCAGUGCUCCAUCAAAAAUGGACAGUGAUGAAAAUCUGCACAAUCGUGUCUGCAGUGAAGAGGAGAGCAGCUGUGAGAGUGCGCUUUCAGAUGGGUCUGGCUCGGAGGAUGGGGAUCUCCCGAAGAAGCCGACACAACCAGACAAUGGCGCUUUCUUGGAUGAAGACAGCAACCAGCCGAUGCCAGUGAACAGGUUCUUUGGAGACGUCGAGUUUAUACAGGAUCUCCCAGCAGUCGCGCUCCCAAGCACAACGAUGAGCAGGCGAGAGUUCAGAAAGCUGCAUUUCAUUGCAAAGGAAGAUGAGGAGGAGGAGGAAGAGGAUGUCGUCUAA
Molecule: messenger RNA, 606 nt
Organism: Tauraco erythrolophus (red-crested turaco)
Lineage: Eukaryota; Metazoa; Chordata; Aves; Musophagiformes; Musophagidae
Source: RefSeq, a predicted model, not a curated record